CGGACAGAAAACAAGACAAGCACUGACUGACAAUAGCAAAGUUUUACUGAUGUUUUAAAUGACAGAAAGAUCAUUCAGAGAAAUUCAGAAAGAUUAAAAGAAAGCAAAAAGGUAAAAUAAGAGAUCUAAAAAUAACCCAAAGAGCCUAGAAUAAUAAAAUAUCACCUACAAGGUUUUUUCCCAGUUUUCUUUAUUUUUUUCUGCCUUCAUUUUAUUUUUGUUAAAUUGAAGAGUUCAGAAUAAUAUAUGAUAGUUAAAGCUAUAGUUUUCUAUAGUAAAGUUCCUAUAGUCUUAUGUUCAAAUAAAUGACAAAUGAGAAAUGGAAAUAAACAGAAAAUCAAGCAUAUAAGAGGAAAGCAGAGUACCUAGAGAUGAAUCGUUUAAAGAUUGUGCAUUAAAAAAAAAAAAAAAAAAAAAACAAAAUACGUUACAAAAAUAUAGGCUACCAUAUAAAAUUAAGAAAUCGACAAUAUAGCCUAUUCCAAUUAGUAUCUACCAACUGUAUAACUUUAUUAACAAAUCAUUUAUUCGAAAUGACCACCAUCAUCAGCACCAAAGUCUCCCCUACAAUUUUUCGUAUCGCAUGUGACGUAAUGGCAAGUGGGCGGGGCCUUACAGGUGUGCCCAGAACAGACUGUCGAAACUUAGAGCAGGUUUGAUGUUGACUAGACCGACAGUCACGUGACCAGAUUUUAUGGGAUCCUCCCACUAGAAGUUUCUGCUGCUCUUCUACUUUUUAAACACUGGAAACAAAGUGAUUCAUUCCCAGCUGGGCUUUUUUGUGUGUUUGUGUGUAAUCUCCCAAAUCUACCAUGCGAACUCCUGGAAUUUUUAUUUUCGGGAUGGUGCUCGCACCUUGCGGGUGGAUUCUGGAGCUGACCAGCACCGUGGCACCAGGCUGGCGCACGAUUAACAACAUCCCUGGAGAAUCCUCCGAUCUGGUCCUCCAGCAAGGAUUAUGGGACAUCUGCAGGACUUUCACAUCAUCCCGGGAUAUUCUUUGCAACCAACAGGACACGCAGUACUUCAGCGCUCAGAUCAUCCAGAUCGCGCGAGGAUUGAUGCUGGCGUCACUCAUUCUCAAUGUCAUUGCCAUCGGCGUGGCAUCAGCCGGAGUCAGAUGCUGGACUGAUAACCCACAGUGGACUGUCGCUGGGAUCGGUGGUCUUCUCAUCUUCAUCUCAGGGGUCCUCACCAUCAUACCAGUGGCGUGGUACACUCACAUCAUGACCUCCAUCUUCUCCACAUCCACCGAUAUUCGUGUAGGAUACUGCCUGGUUCUGGGCUUCAUCGGUGGGAUCAUGGAGGUGCUCGGAGGUUUGGUGAUGUCCAUCGGGUUGUGUCGGUGCUGUGACGGUCGAAAGCGCGAUCAAAGGCCGAGAACAAAUGCGGUGAAGUCCGCGCGCGAUCUAUCUCCACCACACAGAGUCAUAGUGCCCAGUGUAAUCAGCGUGAGCAGCGCGAGCAGCGCCAGUAGUGUCCCGUAUUACUCCAAACAAAGUGAGAUGGACUUCACACGAGCGAAGACGCAACAGGACAGACCAGUGAACACGGCGUAUAAAGCACCUUACGACUCAGAUUUGUAAAAUACAAACUUUUAACCUUGUGAACGCAAGAUGCUUACAAAAAUCACCGUGGUAACCAUCGUUUCCGCGUGAAAAUUCCGUAGUUUAUCAACCAGAUUGAUCAAAUCAGUCUUUCCAAUGUCAACGUUUCAUUUCGUUUUUUGAGUGCUGUUUAAUGCCCAGUUAUAUUGUGAAAAGUUAUAUUACACAUAACAGGACAAUAUUGUGAAAAACAAAAAAUCUCGUAAAUGCCUUAGGCUGUAUUUUACAAUGGCAUUGUAAAAUAGCUUAUAAUGAUUUUCUAGUAAAACUCAAGUCACAAGUCAAAAUUUCCUGUAAAAGGAAGUGGCCCAAUGUUUAAAUAGUUUUUAUUUUUAUUGCCAGUUAUGUUUUGUUACAUUUUAGGUUUUUAGUUCACGUUGAACAUUAUGUUAAGUGUGUUUGUGCAUGGAAAGGCCUUUUUUGAUUAACAAUAAUUCAUAAUGUGACCAUCUGUUUUACCACCUGUAUUAUCAUUGAUGUUAUCAGUGUAUUUUAAGGUCAUAUUAAUUACUCAGCUAUGGUAUUUUGGCAGAAAUCAUAGUAACUAUUAUAGGCCUACAUUUUCUGCUUGUUAAGGUAGUGAGGUUUUGAGGUUAUAUUGAGGAGCACUAACACCAUUAGUUUGAUUUUAUACUUGGCACUUUAUAAUGUAAAGUCCUUAUAAUUUUGUUGGCAGUACCUUCAAUGUCUUUUUGUAGCACACUGAGCUCUAAUGUGUAAAUACAGUAACUUAUCAGGAACCACUUAAGUUUAACCAACUACAAAAAGCAAACAUUCUUCUGAAGUAAGCUAAUCUUUGCACAACCACUGCACAUGGGACAGAAGUGUAUGUCUCUGUUGGAAGAAUAUGUAAAAUGUUUUGUGGAAGGUUUUUUCUUUUCUUUUGCACAGUAAUGUUGUAAUUGACUUCCAUCCAUCAAUUUUAAUGCAAAUUGUUGAAGGCUGUUUAUAUGAAGGCUACAUGAAUGUAAUAAAUUAAUAAAUUAUGAAGCUAAAAAGUGCACAUUUUGAACAA
Ctenopharyngodon idella (grass carp) is the source of this 2622-nucleotide messenger RNA. It is a transcript of the gene cldn23.2, whose product is annotated as claudin 23.2. The record is from RefSeq and is a predicted model, not a curated record. Gene Ontology annotation, biological process: cell adhesion; bicellular tight junction assembly. Gene Ontology annotation, cellular component: plasma membrane; bicellular tight junction. Gene Ontology annotation, molecular function: structural molecule activity. The transcript has a single exon. The coding region runs from base 813 to 1586 and encodes 257 amino acids. NCBI's taxonomy places the organism in Eukaryota, Metazoa, Chordata, Actinopteri, Cypriniformes, Xenocyprididae.